AUGAAGCAACAAACACAGGUUCAUCAGCACAGUAUUGUGCUUGUAACUUCAGGAUAUGAUAGAACAAUCAGGUUCUGGGAGGCUUUGAGCAGUAUUUGUCUGAGAACAAUUCAACAUUCUGAUUCCCAAGUAAAUCGACUCUGUAUUUCUCCAGAUAAAAGACUUCUUGCAGCAGCAGGAAAUCAUCAUGUACGUUUAUAUGAUAUUCAAACAGCAACACCAAAUCCAAUUGUAACGCUGGACGGACAUACAUCAAAUGUAACAGCAGUUGCAUUUCACUGUGAUGGAAAAUGGAUUGUAACAAGUGGUGAGGAUGGAACUGUUAAGCUAUGGGAUCCACGUUCUUCGUCUGUGCAACGUAACCUAAAACACGGUGCAGCCGUCCAUGAUGUAGUGAUCCAUCCAAAUCAAGGUGAUCUUGUAAGCUGUGAUCAGCAGGGUAGCGUCCGUCUGUGGGAUUUGCGAGAAAAUGCAUGUACACAGACAUGGACGGGAGAAAAUGAGGUCCCUAUGCACACAUUGUCGAUUGCCAACAACGGAUCAAUGCUUGUGGCCGGCAACAACGAGGGAUAUUGUUUUGUCUGGAACAUGGCUCGUCCAGGCGAAUUGGUACUACAAACACCCGAUCGGGUAUUUCAAGCACAUAAACGCUAUGUAACACGUUUCGUCCUCUCUCCGGAUGCAAAACAUCUUGCAACCUGUUCGGCUGAUGCAACCGUUAAAAUAUGGCGCACUGAACAUUCCUCUUUUUCCGUCGAACGUCAACUCGUUGGUCACCAACGCUGGGUUUGGGACUGUGCUUUUUCUGCCGACUCUGCCUAUCUCGUCACUGCUUCUUCUGAUCAUGUUGCACGCCUCUGGGAACUUAGUUCUGGAGAAACUAUUCGCCAAUAUAACGGACAUCAUAAAGCUGCUGUCUACUGCCUGCAUGGCUUAUCAUCACGUGAUAUUCACGUGAUGACAAUUGUUAUAGAAACAGGUGUUGCUUUGUUUCCAUGGAAACUUCUCUGA
This is a messenger RNA of Pneumocystis jirovecii RU7, 1011 nucleotides long. RefSeq names its product WD repeat-containing protein wat1. The coding region runs from base 1 to 1011 and encodes 336 amino acids. The record is from RefSeq and is a predicted model, not a curated record. Gene Ontology annotation, biological process: regulation of actin cytoskeleton organization; TOR signaling. Gene Ontology annotation, cellular component: TORC2 complex; TORC1 complex. NCBI's taxonomy places the organism in Eukaryota, Fungi, Ascomycota, Pneumocystomycetes, Pneumocystales, Pneumocystaceae. Gene Ontology annotation, molecular function: protein binding. The transcript has 6 exons.